This is a messenger RNA of Colletotrichum chrysophilum, 1011 nucleotides long. RefSeq lists its product as uncharacterized. The transcript is spliced from 5 exons. The record is from RefSeq and is a predicted model, not a curated record. The coding region runs from base 1 to 1011 and encodes 336 amino acids. Lineage: Eukaryota; Fungi; Ascomycota; Sordariomycetes; Glomerellales; Glomerellaceae.
AUGUGCGGUCUUCCCAUGCGAGACGAGAGCUUGAAGCCGCCCCUCGUUGCAGGAGUUGGUUUUGCUCUUGCGCUUGUCUUUUUCAUCUUGCGUCUUUGCUCUGCUCUGCCUGGUUUUGGUCGAGAGCUUGGCUGGGAUGACUGGACGAUCAUUGCAUGUGUUAUUCUCACCGUUCCGCCGACUGUUUUUGCCUUUACUUUGGUUGACAAUGGCUUGGGCAAGGAUAUGUGGACUCUUCCUCUGAAGAAUAUUGAGAAUGUUCUUGAGUACUACUUUCUCGGCGAGCUGUUCUACUUCCUAGCACAGGCUAUGAACAAGCUGUCAAUCCUGUUCUUCUUGAACCGCAUCUUCCAGCAUAACAACCUCAGCAAAGCCAUUUGGGUCACUAUGGGUCUUGUUCUCGCUUAUGCUGCGGCUUUCUUCUUCGCCACAUUGUUCCAGUGUUGGCCUAUCAACCAUGCGUGGCUGCAGCUGGAAGAGAAGCAUCUCGGUCGUUGCAACAAUAUCCACCUUCAGGGUUGGCUAAGUGCUGCGUUCAACAUCGUGUUGGAUGUCAUCAUUCUUGUGCUUCCUCUGCACCAACUUUACCUUCUGCAAAUGCCUCUGAAAAAGAAGUUGAUGGUUAUGGUGGUGUUUUCUUUAGGAAUCUUCGUCACAAUUGCCAGUGUCAUUCGUCUUCGCACGUUGGUGGUUUUCGCCAACAGCACUAACAUCACCUACGAUUACGUGGAUGCCGCUUAUUGGAGUACCAUCGAGCUGUACGCCGGUAUCAUCACAGCAUCCCUUCCUGCUGUCUACAAGUUUCUUUCUGGACUCACAGCCAAGAAUGCUACAUUCACUACUAUCAAAUCGAAACUUUCGGGUGCAUCCUCAGGCUCAGGCGCAACAGACUCUACAGGCAAUACCUUGGGUUCAAAUGCUAUUGCUCGCCGGCUGACUCCAAAGCGCUCUGAAGCGGAAUUUGUACUGUUGACGGAUGUGGAAAGUGGCAAGAGUCAGAGGUGGAAUUAA